UAUUAGAACAGCAUUCCUUUCCGCUUUCCGAUCUCGUCCAAUGAGAUACCUUCUUUAACUCCAGACUAUCCGCACCGUAAUACAAUGUUCAUUGAUUGUGUUUGUCUAUGGUAGUUAGUGCUUGUGUGUGUACUCCACGCGCUCGGCAGCCAUUUUGGGCGACUGUUGAGUAUGGCUAACGCUCAAAAAGACGAAAAUAAUGAUGCUUGGGCACUCUUAGCAUUAAAAUCGGCCCCUGCAAGUCCAUCUAAGGUACAAUGGAGUCCAGAACCAAAAGCUGCAGCGAUUGCGAGGUUAGAAGGACGGGAAUUCGAAUAUAUGAUCCGGCAGUAUCGCAUAACUAUUGGACGCAAUAGCCGAGUUGGAGAAGUAGAUGUAAACAUGGGUCAUUCCAGCUUUAUUUCUAGAAGACAUUUAGAAAUAACUUUUGAAAGUCCGCAUUUCUUCAUGAUCUGCAAUGGGAAAAACGGCGUUUUCGUUGAUGGCGUAUUUCAAAGAAAAGGUGCUCCUCCGUUUCAACUUUCGAAAACGUGUGUAUUCAGAUUUCCAAGUACAAACAUAAAGAUUAUGUUUCAGUCGCUGAUUGAUGAAAAUAAUCCACCAUUCCAUUCUCGAAUAACAGAAUCUCCAUGUAAACCAAUGGCUCCUUUACGCAUUAGUAUUCCUGAGCACGAAGGAAAUCUUUCAAGUCCUAUACCAUCACCUACCGGAACAAUUAGUGCUGCUAAUUCAUGUCCUACAAGUCCCCGUGGUGGAUCCCGUCGCAAUUUCGGUAAUGACUUGCAGAUUGCUGCUGUUUAUGCAGUUGCUGCCUCUUCUACUGAUGAGAAAAAAGUUAAAUCUGAACCAGUUCCUUCUUCAAGCCUGGCUUCCCAAGCACCAGGGCCCCAAGUAUCACUAGUGACGGAAACUGUUGUCACAACAGAGCCAAUUAGUAAUGCAAGAGAUGAUCAAAAACCACCAUUCUCAUAUGCGCAAUUGAUUGUUCAAGCUAUAUCUUCAGCACCUGAUAAGCAAUUGACACUGAAUGAAAUUUAUUCAUAUAUCACUAAACAUUAUCCAUUUUAUAGAACUGCAGACCGAGGUUGGCAGAACUCUAUAAGACACAAUCUUUCAUUGAAUCGACAUUUUGUAAAAGUUCCCCGACCUCAAGAGGAACCGGGUAAAGGCAGUUUUUGGAGAAUUGAAGCUCAGUCAGAAUCUAAAUUAAUAGAACAAGCUUUCAGACGCAGGCGGCAGAGAGGUGUGCCGUGUUUUAGGGCUCCAUAUGGUGGACUCUCAUCUAGGUCUGCUCCUGCAUCUCCCAGUCACAGUGGCGUAAGUGGACUAGUCACACCAGACUCCUUGUCUCGUGAGCCCAGUCCUGCUCCUUCAGAUCAAACUGGUGAAUCAAUGGAUACCCUUACUCAAUCUACACCUGCUGUAAUCACUCAGCCAGCAUACAUAGCUUUGGCUCAUGAUAUACAAAUUAGCCAUACCACACCAGGACCAAUUCAUACUGUUGAAGUUGUUAGUACUUCUCCAUCACAACCUGCAACAUCAGAGCAAACUAUUCUAACUAAUGGAAUUUUGAUCAAUGGCUCGCAUACAAAUGGUAUUAAAGUGGAAAAUAGUGACAAAUCCAAUCAAAACAUGAUAUCUACUGUGAAACCUCGAAUCCUGGUUUGUGGCCAAAAGAUUCAAACUCCAGAUUCCCAACAGCAAGCUACUGUUAUAGUUCAGGCUCCCUCAUCUGGUAUUACUGGAUUCCCUUCAAAUGUUUUGACAGUUGUCACUUCAAUCCCUGCAUCUUCAACAGAUAAUUCAUCUAAUGUAUAUAGCAAUGCAACUUUCCUCGCACCCCAACCUAUAACUGAAGAUUCUUCUCAAGGAGUAGCCAAAUCUGUGAAGCGUGUAAUCCCCACCACUAAUGAGAUUGGAAAUGCAACCAACAGUCAAGAAAGCAACAGCGAUAAUACAGAAACCAAGAGGCCAAAAGGUGAAUCCAGUUCAUAAAGCUCUUCUCCAUUAACGAAAUUUAAUUCAACUUACAAGCCCCCCUCCUGUUGUGUUACAUGUGUAAUAGUUCAUAACUUUGUUGUGGCACCACUAGGAGGUAAAACUUGAUGAUUUUCUCUUGUCUAUAAAUUCCUUUCAGUUUUUCGAAUUGUAAGGAAAAAGUAAUGUCUGUGUAUCUGUGUGUAUAUAUAGUAUAUGAGGACAAACUGAGCUUAUGUUCUUUGAGCCAGAGCUGCUAUUGUGCAGUCAUUUAUGCUUGAAUUCAAAGCCAUCAAUCACAUCCAUGAUUCUGAUGCACAUAAUGGAAAAAUUUAUAGUCAUUGAAUUCAUUAUGAUGUGUAGAUAAAUGUAAAAUACUCUGUAGUUUUUUUUGUCUAAUUUUCUACAUAAAUUUUGAAUUUAUUUCUGUUGUAUUAUAAAUUUUAUUUUGUUUUCUUCCGUGAUAUGUUAGUGACAUAUUUGUGAUAAUUUUGUUUUGUCACGCAUUUAAAAAAAAAAAAAAAGAAAUCGAGAUCAGAAUUGUCUCCAAAAUGAGAAUUGUCAUCUUUUUAUUUAUGUUUUGUAUCAUUAUUCAUUAUAAAUAAAACAUUAUCACUAUAUUUUUAAAAAUAUCGUAUUGGUUUAAGAUCAGAAAAAAAUAAGUGGAAUUAUUAAGGUUUCACAUGAAUGUUUAUAUAAUCAUUCCACUGGAAGCAUUUUUUUUAGCCAUAAAUUUCAAUAUUUGAGACUUAAAAAUCUUUUUUGAAAAAAGAUUCAAGCUGUAUAUUAGUUAUUUAUCAAAUUCUUUGUUUAUAAUAUUAACUUAUAUGAUAUGUUAAUGACUUCUGAUAACUUGAAAUAAUCUUGAUUUCAUUGUAUUGCUAAAUAGUUGAUAAAUAACCAAAGUAAAAUUUUUGUUAAAAGACAGCGGUGAAGUGUGAAAUAUAAAUUUAAAACAAUUUUUAUUCACUCUUUUGACCCUGCAGAAUUUUAUGUCAGAAGGGGCUUGAGUAGUUAAUUUUAAUUGAAUUUUAAACAUUUUUAAAUGUUUUUGCUUCUGAAUUUUAAGAAUUUGAAACUCCUUUUCUUCAUCAAAGGAAUAUAGCGAGUUUUCAUUAUUCAUACAUUUAUUUCUGAAGUACAACUACAUUAACCUCUUUUGAUACCCUUUUUAUCUGCUGAAUGUGUUUAAAUGUUUAUAAAACUUUCUUUUCGAUAAUAUUUUGAAUUUCUGAAAUAAUGUAAUUUCUGUCUUUCUGUGACUUGAAUGAAUUUGUAAAAACUGGAAAUGAGAUUAAAUCUUACUGAAAAAAGGAAAGGAAUUGAGCAUCUGUAAGAAACAAAUGUCUGUGUAAAGUGUUUUUGUAUUGAUGAUUGCAUUAAUUUUGGAGUUUCUAAAAAUAUGGUAAAUUAAUAUUUUCAGUUUAUAUUUCUUUAAUUUUUAAUUUUUUUUUUAAAUAUAAGAUGGCAAGUAAGUUAAGCAAUAUGCUUUGCUAACUGAAUUCACUUUUGUUGAAUAUUAAGGUUGUUUUAAAAAUAAAUCUAUAUUUAUACUAAAAAAAUAUAUUCAGUUACAAAGGAAAUGCUGUGAGCAUUUUAUUUUACUGGCUUAAUACAUUGCAUAUAUUUUCUGUAUGCUAGAUUGGAGACUUUUAUUUUGGUUGCAUUUUUGCAUAUUCAUUUGUUAUGUAGAUAAAUGUUACAUAAAUUGUGUCUUUGCCACUUUAUAUAAAUAUUUUUUGUUUCUGUAAAUUUCACUAAAGCAAUUUUCAUGUUAUUGCGUGUGCAUAUAAAAUAGAACGAAAAUAAAGUAGGUAUUUCAAUUUGCA
Argiope bruennichi is the source of this 3806-nucleotide messenger RNA. Its product is annotated as forkhead box protein K1-like. The record is from RefSeq and is a predicted model, not a curated record. Gene Ontology annotation, biological process: regulation of transcription by RNA polymerase II. The transcript has 7 exons. Gene Ontology annotation, molecular function: RNA polymerase II cis-regulatory region sequence-specific DNA binding; protein binding; DNA-binding transcription factor activity, RNA polymerase II-specific. The coding region runs from base 172 to 1995 and encodes 607 amino acids. Lineage: Eukaryota; Metazoa; Arthropoda; Arachnida; Araneae; Araneidae.